UAUUAUGAUAGUCGGUUCUGGGUAUAUAAGGAUAGGGCGCAGUGGUCAAACGGUCUCAUAUCUAUUCUUGUUACUUGCACUCUGAGAAUGAUGAUGACCAACACCGAUAGCAGCGGCAACCAUAGCUGGUUUGGGGACGGGUUAAGGACGUACAUUGAUCUCACGGGCUCCGAACCAAUAACGAGGAUGGUACGUCACGAACAAGGAACGACGUCUGACGAUCCCGACACGACCAUGAUAGCGACGCAAAUGUGUCUACUGGGCCCCAUAAGCACGAGGCUCCAGGUCGAUGUUGUCAAACCACCACCUAGAACCGAACCUCAAACAAGGACCACUACCAGCACCGCUACUAGUACUAAGGAUGGAUCAACACUACCUGCAAUGAUUACGGAGGCGGACCACCGUGUGAGUCUUAGUAUGGAAUCGAUUUGCGAACACAUGUUUACCUGUGGCGUGUGCACCUGCGUUUCAAGAACGGUGACCACUACGGUGUGUUGCACAUUUAUCAUGUGUGUUACAUGUUGCAGUAAACUACCGAGUGACGCGUGUCCCAACUGUCGUCAGCCCGGUGUGGUGCUUGCUCGGAACCCUAUAUCCAAGCAUUUACUGCAGGCGUUUGAGUUUUCGUGCACCAAAUGCAGCGAACGUUUGAAUCCUAUUACCAGUGAAGGGCACGCGUGUUUUACCCCCGAGGUCACAUCGACAACCACGGUACCAGGGCGAUUAGGCGUUAAGGGGAUGCGAGAUUUCAAGACUGUGAGUAUCUCGGCACUACCCGACAAGUAUAAGACGCUACUGGACAAGUAUCUGCAACCCACAUCAACCCAGUACCCCUUGCAUGUGAGACUUGGUAAAUACUACGCCUUGUACGUUCAUGAGUUUCGUAGGUUGCGAGGUGAACCCGAGUCACCGCUAAUAGCGUUUGUACGUCAGAAGCAUAGGGCAACAGGAGUUGCAAAAGGUCGUGUUGUGCAAUGGAUUAGAGCUGAUAGGUUGCAUGCAAUGCGGAAUAAACUACUCUAUACGGAUUGACCCCGAAAAUCAUGAGAUUAGCGAUUAAAGGUUAUACCCUUUUUAAUUCAGAAAGUGCCGUUUCAAUAAAGAACCCCAACC
Sphaeroforma arctica JP610 is the source of this 1113-nucleotide messenger RNA. RefSeq lists its product as hypothetical. Bases 88 to 1032 code for a protein of 314 amino acids. The record is from RefSeq and is a predicted model, not a curated record. Lineage: Eukaryota; Ichthyosporea; Ichthyophonida. The transcript has a single exon.